This is a messenger RNA of Diachasma alloeum, 1633 nucleotides long. Its product is annotated as tigger transposable element-derived protein 7. The record is from RefSeq and is a predicted model, not a curated record. Gene Ontology annotation, molecular function: nucleic acid binding. Bases 32 to 1396 code for a protein of 454 amino acids. Lineage: Eukaryota; Metazoa; Arthropoda; Insecta; Hymenoptera; Braconidae. The transcript is spliced from 2 exons.
CCCACCACUCGACACGGAAUCUUCAAAAAAAAUGGAGCUCAUGUCGAAAAUUGGGCUGAAUCCCGCAAAACCUCUGGAAUCCCUUAGAAUCCCUCCAAUAUCCUCCCCAAGUCCUCAGGGGCCUCUGGGCCCUCCAAAAUUAUCCAACGAAAUUCCCUCCCCCUCUCAUCCUGACCUGGACGAGGCAGUCUUUUGUUGGUUCGAGAGGAACAGACAUCAAGGCCUCUUCAUCUCCUGCGCUAGACUGAAAUCAGAAGCAACUUCCCUCAACAAACAACUGUCCCCCAUCUCGAAUUUCACAGCUACUGAGCAAUGGCUGAGCUGCUGGAAGGCUCGGUAUGGAAUUCGCUACCUUCCAGAGACCCUGGAGAAGGUGACGACGGACAAGAUGGGGGAGAAAGAGUUCAGGAUCGAGGUGAAUCGAGUUCUCAGGGACGGGGACUUGAGGAAGUGCCAGGUUUUCAAUUGUUGCGAGGUCUCCUGGAGCUGGAAGAACCUUCCGAGGAGGUCGCCGGCGGGGACGGGUAGUCUGGAGCAUUCUACUGGGGAUUAUGUGACGGUUAUGGGGUUCUGCAAUGCUGAUUUCUCCCUGAAACUACCUCUGGUGGUACUCCGGAGACCUGGAAAUGUUCAGGUUCUGGAGAAUAAGAAUAACCUGCCGCUGUACUCGAUCGAGAGGAAUGAACCCUGGAUGUUCUCCAGUGUUUUAGGGAACUGGUUCAGAAAAGACUUCGUCCCUGUUGUGACAAAAUUCUUAGAAGAGAGACAACUGCCUCCAAAAGCCAUUCUCAUCGUCGAUGACACUCGGUUCCUCCCCACGAACCUGUGGUUCGGUGACUUCAAGAUCGUCUUCCUCCCCAGGAACUCCACCUGUCUGAUGAGACCGUUUUACCAAAAAUUAGAGAACAUCAAAACCCACUGUAAAAAGACGUUGAUCCUCUCCCUUGCACUUCACAUGGACUGUGACAAGUCCAAGGGAGUCCGAAGGCAUCUGCAAGGGAGCAUAACGAUUGUGAACCUCUUGAACUGGAUUUACACCGCGUGGGAGAAUAACAAGGGUGAGAAACCCAGACAAGUCCUGGAGUCGUUGAAGAGCAUCGACGGCUUCAAGGACUUCACGGUGGAGGAGUUGAACGAGUGGCUGAGGGACUCCGAGGAGGACGAGGUGGCUGGAGUACUCGAGGGAGAGGAAGCUGUGGAGAUUGUACAGACACCCGACAUGACUGCCUACGGGGACGAGGAAGGGGCGAGUAAUGGGGAAGUUAUCACACCGAGUGACGCCGUGAGAUACCUGGAUUGUGUCAUCGAGUUUUUCUGUCACUGCAGAAACCUCUCAGAGACUGAUCUCGCUGCGUUGAGACUUGCUAGGGAAACUGCGAAUAACAUUAGUGUUUGAAGUGAUUGGGUGAGGGGGAUUCCGGGAGUAGAAGAAAAAAUAGUGAAAUACGGGAAAAACAUAAAAAACAUUAAUUCUGAGUGAAAAGGGAACACAACAGAAUAUGACGCGUUUUCUGUUGGAACGGGACUUUUUGACGACGAAUUUUGUUGCGAAACUUCAAUAUAUUUCGAAAAAAAAAAACAUUUUCAUAGGGGGAGUGGGGCAAGAUGAAACAGUCAAAAAUGACUGACGCAA